Prunus armeniaca (apricot) is the source of this 783-nucleotide messenger RNA. Lineage: Eukaryota; Viridiplantae; Streptophyta; Magnoliopsida; Rosales; Rosaceae. The record is from the annotation of a GenBank genome assembly.
AUGGCUAUAAAGAAACACUUAGACUUCCUUGAAAAAAAUUUAUCUCUCUGUUUGGAGAGCUCGCUCUGUGUAUAUCCUUCCGAAGCUCCAUGGCGUUUCUUGUUCGGGUUUGCAGCUGAUAUCCUCCCCAUCCUCGGUGCAAGAUCUGAUGAGACCUUGUUGUCUGGAAUCGGACACUAUAUUCUGUGUUGGGAUUCUUUCAACAAUUGUGGUAAACAUCGAGCAAUGAAUGACAAUGGUAGCAGCAAGUUGACCGGGAUCAGGCAGAUUGUCAAGUUCAAAGAAAUCCUGCAGAAGUGGCAAGUUGUCACGCUUGGCUCGAGGGCAAACAGCCCCCGAGCCAGCACCCGCUCUGAUCGAGGGGAGGGCACUCCUCGUCGAGGGGAAGGCGCUUCCCAUAUAGAGGAGGGCACUCCCCGUUCUGAUCGAAAUCGCGGGGGAAUUUCACCGGCAAUUAGCAAGAGGCUAACAAAUAUUAUUUGUGAUUCGGACGAGGAUAACGGCCACAGUCCCGAACCGCCAGCAGAUGUUCCCGAAGGGUACUUGGCGGUUUAUGUUGGACCGGAGCUUCGGAGGUUCAUCAUUCCCACUAGCUACCUGAGCCACUCCCUUUUCAAAGUAUUGCUGGAGAAGGCUGAGGAGGAAUUUGGGUUUGAUCAUAGUGGCGGGCUCACCAUCCCAUGUGAGACUGAGACCUUCAAGUACCUCUUGAAGUGCAUGGAGAAUCAUCAGAACGCUCACCCUGAAGAAAGCCCAGCUGGAAACUGGAAACUCAUUCAAUGA